CCCAAGUAAAUUAUCUGUUGUGCUGUUAAGAAAUUCAGAGUUCGUGUCAAUGGCCACCACCGGGUUUCCACCGCAGCCUGAGCAAGACGGCCAGCCUGGCAAAGAAUACAUCAUGCACCCACUUCCACAAUCCUUGAACCCCGACUACAAGCCCUCUAACAAGCUCCUUGGAAAGAUAGCUCUAGUGACUGGAGGCGACUCUGGUAUUGGAAGAGCUGUAUCCUAUUAUUUUACUUUAGAGGGUGCAACUGUGGCCUUUACGUAUGUGAAAGGCCAAGAGGAUGAGGACAAGGAUCAAACGCUAAAAAUGAUAUGCAAAUUAAAAGUGGAAGGAGCAAAAGACCCUAUUGCCAUACCAACUGAUCUUAGUUAUGAAGAAAACUGCAAAAGGGUUGUAGAUGAGGUAAUCGAUGUAUAUGGGCAGAUUGAUAUUCUUGUGAAUAAUGCAGCUCAACAAUAUUACACUACCAACAUUGAAGAUGUCGAUGAAAAUAGACUUGAGAGGUUGUUUAGAAUCAACGUAUUUAGUUACUUUUUCUUGUCCAGGUAUGCUUUAAAGUAUAUGAAGCGAGGAAGCUGUAUCAUCAACACCGCAUCUCUCGUUGCCUAUGCUGGCAAUUCAGUGUUGCUGGAUUAUAGCUCCACUAAAGGAGCCAUUGUAGCUUUCACUAGGAGUCUAUCCCUGCAACUUAUAGAAAAGGGAAUUCGUGUCAAUGCUGUGGCACCAGGUCCUGUAUGGACACCAUUGGAAGCAGUUUCUCUACCUCCUCAUGAGCUUGCAAUUUUCGGAAGUCAGGUACCAAUGAAUAGGGCAGCAGAACCUUAUGAGAUUGCACCUGCUUUUGUAUUUUUAGCUUGCAAUGUAUGCGCCUCCUACAUUACUGGCCAAGUUGUGCAUCCUAAUGGUGGUACUAUUGUAAAUGCUUGAUUUUAAUAUCAAGUUCCUUUCGUCAAUAAUAAAAAUAAUCUGGUGUGAACAGAAUUGAAAUAAAUAUAUAUAUUAUUUGAGAUGAUAGUAUAUGUUUUGAUAAAUAAAAAAUAAUAUGAAGAUGGUGUCAUAUUUAUUUUUA
Manihot esculenta (cassava) is the source of this 1070-nucleotide messenger RNA. RefSeq names its product NADPH-dependent aldehyde reductase 1, chloroplastic. Gene Ontology annotation, molecular function: oxidoreductase activity. The transcript has 4 exons. The record is from RefSeq and is a predicted model, not a curated record. The coding region runs from base 50 to 928 and encodes 292 amino acids. NCBI's taxonomy places the organism in Eukaryota, Viridiplantae, Streptophyta, Magnoliopsida, Malpighiales, Euphorbiaceae.